UAUCUUUUUCUUAAUUUCACAUUCAAAUCUGACUGCAAUUCUGUUGCUUCCGUAUUUUCUCAUCCACAAAACUCUCAAUUUCCCACUCAUUCUCCCCUUUGAAUAUCAAAAUUCUUCACCCCUUCCUUGAUUUUUCACCCAAUCCAUUUUCUGAUUCUGUUCUUCCAGAUUCAGGGAGAAUGAUCGACCUCGAUUCUCAUCACCACUCGCAAUCAGAAGAAGAUUGUAGAAAUGAAGAUGAUGGAAUCUCAAGCUUGGAUAAAUCCGCGGCUAGAGAACAGAAAUCUGAGUUUAGUUUGGGUAUCAUUUCUUCUUCUUCUUCUUCUUCUUCUUCUUCUUCAUCAUCAUCGUCAUCAAGCUCUGAUGAGACUACUCCAAGUUCAAUUUUAGAUUCGGCCCCAAAUUUCAUGAAGACCACUACCAGCUCGGAAGCGAGAAGGAAGUAUUACCAGAAAUCAAAUCGCUCUGGUUCAAAGCCUUCCAGAACUUUGACAAGAAUGUCGAGUUCUAGAUUCAAAAGAACACUGAUCAGGAAGUCUACCGAUGAGCGAGAAUUGGAAUUUCCAGUAAGUUCUCGCAAAUCUAAAUUGGAGAAUCAGAAUAUUGGGCAACAAAAAUCGAAUUCGACGAUCUCAGGGAUAAUGUUAACUAGAAAGCCAUCACUUAAACCUGUAAGGAAGUUAGCGAAAUUGGCUGCUUCUAAGUCCAAGAAAUGUUCAAAUAUGGAAAUAUCUGAGUUACAUCCAGAAUCUUGUGUUGAAAAGGCCACAUGUUCUUCGGCCUUCAAGGGUUCUAAGUUUCCUGAUAACAUUGAACUCCAACCAGGAGAAGAGAAAGAAUCUGAAAAACUUGCGGUGAAGAAGAUUUGUCCUUAUAGCUAUUGUUCCCUCCAUGGUCAUUCUCAUGGAAAUGCCCCUCCAUUGAAGCGUUUCAAGUCUAUAAGGAAACGUGCUUUGAGAGCUAAAAAUAACAAGAGUGAGAGUGAACCGCCUGUUCGAGCCAAACAAUCUGGAAAUAGGAAGAAAGGUAUUCGAGCAAGCAAAAUGGUCGACAGAGAAAGAUCAGUAGCUAAUGAGAUGAUGAACGCAGACAUGUUAGUAUUUGCUGCAGAGGAAGAAUCUGAUCCUAGUGUUUUUAGGGAUAUCGAUACGGGAGAAUUAUCCAAUAUGAAGGAAAGUAAAUUGGAUGCGGGUGAAUGCAACUUGAAGGACAGUUCGGGAUCUUCUGCUUUUGGUUAUGAGGAAAUGGAACAUCAGAGGGAAGCUGAUGAAAAUCUAAAGGAAGAUUUGGCAGUGGAGAUCGAUAGUUUAUCGCGUACGAGUUCCAGCUCUAGUAUCAGCUUAAAUUUUACAGCAGAAGUGCAGGAGAUAAAUCCAAAGUACGUCAGAAUGUGGCAGUUGGUAUAUAAGAAUGUAGUGGACAGUGACUCUGGCAAUGUUGGUAAUGAACUGCCUAUUCUUCAGGUGAAGGAAACUUCAAAGGAAGUUGACAACAAAUUGCUUGUAGAUACCAAUUCCAACUCCUUUAAGCUUGUCUCCAAUGUCGAUCAGGAAGGAGCAGAUGUGUCUCCUAAUGCAGCAGCAGCCUAUAGAAAACUAGAACUCUUCAAGAACGAAGCUAUUAAGCUAGUGCAAGAAGCUUUUGAUAGAAUACUUCUCCCAGAGAUUCAAGAACAACAAUCUCUACCUCGUGACUGGAAUUCAGAAGAGAAGCUGCCGGAAAGGAUUCCGGCUGAAGUUAGAGGAUCAAACUUCUUAAUGUCUUCUUCCAGUACUCAUUCUGCAGGGGAGGAUCUUGCACAAGAUGCAGAAGAAAUGCGAACGAAAGUUGAAAAUUCGCCAUCUAUCGAAGAAAAGAAAACAAUGCCAAUUGAGAACAGGAAUCCGUCAGGACCUAAGAGAUGGAGUAACCUUAAAAAGUUAAUUCUUCUCAAGAGAUUUGUCAAGGCUUUGGAGAAAGUAAAAAAGAUUAACCCACAGAAGCAGCCACGUUUUCUAUCACUCAAGCCUGACCCAGAAGGAGAGAAGGUUCAUCUUCAACGUCAAACGACAGAAGAACGGAAAAACAAUGAGGAAUGGAUGCUUGAUUAUGCAUUACAACAGGUUAUCUCAAAAUUACAACCAGCUCAGAAGAAGAGAGUUUCUCUGCUUGUAGAAGCUUUCGAAACAGUUCUUCCAGUGCCUGGAGUUGAGGCUCACAUCAAGACCAAAGUAGCUUCUGAUGGAACUGAUAAAGAUAGUGAACGUCAAAAUAGUGCUCAUAAUACCCUUUUUGGGAAUCUUUUGAACACGAAGAAUAUUGUCAAAGCGUCUGCAGGCCAAGCAAACAAUAUAGCCAAGGUCGGAAAUAGGAAUUCCAUGACAUCCUCUAUUAAAAAUGAAGCAAACUCGGAACAUCUUGGGAAACCAGAACAAGAUCAAGCUAUUCAUGAAACUACUGGUAUAGGGUGGAGAGUAGGGGACAUUGCGGUAGAAAAAGAGGUCAAUGUGAAAGGAUCCUAUCCUGAGUCAGUCGACAUAUGUUUGCCAGAGGCCAAUGAUGCCAUAUUAGACAGUGAGGCCGCCAAGAAGCCAAAAGACACUAGCUAUGAAGAAGUUUCAGUAAAUGGAAAACUUCUAAAGAUUUCCAAAAAUGUAAUUGCACGUUUAAACACUGAACUACUUCAUAAUGAAAAUCUGGAACCUGAUCAAAAAAUAUCCAAAAGUGAUGGUUUGAUCGGUGUAACUAGUGGAGUAUCUGAUAUAUCCAAAAGCCUCUCUUCAGAAGAAUAUGAGACAUCAGCAGCAGCUAGAAGCCUUACUCGUGAAGAACAUGAGAAAUCAACUGAAGUCAAUAAUUUAGAACUUUCCAUCUCAGCCAAUGAACUACUGGAAAAAACAAGGGCGGCUAUAUUCGAUAGAAGUCGGAUAGCUCAAUCAAAACUCGCUUCCACACAAGCAAAAUCUGUUACUCCCGAGGAAAUCAAUGCUGCUUCCAGCAUUGGUGAAGCAAGUGAAAAACGGUUUGAGGAAAAGAAAAAUAGCAUGUGGUUCUUGAUAUACAAGCACAUGGCUUCAAGCAUUGAUGCUGAAGAUGGUUCAAAGACUCUUGUUAGUGAGGAGACUGACAAGGAUGAAAAGGAAUUUUCCUCAAGAAAACAAAAUAUGGAAUUGGAAAACAACUUUGUGAAUGACCCAGAUGUGGAACUCCAAUGCAUUGAAGCCAUAAAGCUCGUAAACGAAGCAAUUGAUGAGAUUCCUCUUCCAGAAAACAAUACCUCGCCCCAUGAUGGAUCGUUGUCCAGCAACUUGAUUAGAGACCAAGGAUUAUUCCUAGAAGAGAAACAAGAUGCCUCUGAGAUAAAAGACAGAAAAGGGGAAGCAUACGAUACUACUGAUUCUAAUGUUGAUGAAGGAUCAACGAAUUCUGUUGAUUUAAACAGCCAGGAUGAUGGAAAAGAGCCAAAGUUUGGAAGCAAAGACAAUCGGCAAGUUCUAAAGAAUUGGAGCAAUUUGAAAAAAGUAAUUCUUUUGAAGAGAUUUGUCAAAGCAAUGGAGAAAGUAAAGAAAUUCAACCCAAGAAAACCAAAUUUUUUGCCUUUGAUGCAAGAUGCAGAAUCAGAAAAAGUUCAACUGAGGCAUCAAGACACAGAAGAUAGAAAGAAUGCAGAGGAAUGGAUGCUUGAUUACGCACUUCAGCAGGCCGUGGCCAAACUCACUCCUGCUCGUAAGCGAAAAGUCGAGUUACUCGUACAAGCUUUCGAGACAGUGAAUCCAACAAUUAGUAAGUGAAUAACCUUAGCAUCAAUUCUGCAUUGCAUUCAUUUGCACAUUUUUUAAGCUGCAUCUUGUAAGACCAAAGAUCUUCUCAAUAUUUUUUUGCUUUUAGUUCUUUUAUUGUAUAUUCAUUUUUGUCUUUUGGUUUGUUGGAGAAAAGGGUUACUUCCAUGGCCCUUAUAGUGUGAAAUUUCUUAUGAUUUUCAAAAGUUUGAAGCGUUGGAUUGUGAAUAUGAAGGGUAGUUAAGUGCUUGUAGAUGCACCAAAAGAACUGUAUUUUUCACUGUAUUGAUCAUUCUCUAUUUGUUGUAAAAGCCUAUAAAUUAUCAAGGAAAAAUGGCAAUAUUUUAUUUU
Molecule: messenger RNA, 4109 nt
Organism: Cucumis melo (muskmelon)
Lineage: Eukaryota; Viridiplantae; Streptophyta; Magnoliopsida; Cucurbitales; Cucurbitaceae
Product: calmodulin binding protein PICBP
Exons: 2
Coding region: 180-3770 (1196 amino acids)
Molecular function (GO): calmodulin binding
Source: RefSeq, a predicted model, not a curated record